Adineta steineri is the source of this 1911-nucleotide messenger RNA. NCBI's taxonomy places the organism in Eukaryota, Metazoa, Rotifera, Eurotatoria, Adinetida, Adinetidae. The record is from the annotation of a GenBank genome assembly.
AUGAUGACAGAAUACAAUCCACAACAUGGUCAUCGUGAUUAUCAACAACAUGAUCAACGUGAGCAACAACACGAUCAUCGUGACCAACGACAAUAUGAUCAACCUGACCCACGUGAACAACAACAACAGCAACAACAGCCACGUUUGACUGGACUUGAACGUGGUCGCUCUAUUAAAUUAAUGAGAAAUGGAGAUUCAUUUUUUUCUGGACGUUCAUUUGUUAUUAAUCAACGGAAAUAUCCAAUGCUUGAAGUUUUCUUAGAUGAUGCAUCACAAGCAUUAAAGGCCAAUUUUGGUGCUGUUAGAUGUAUUUAUACACCUAGAAAUGGUACUCGAUUACAUGAUAUAUCUGAGUUAGAAGAUCAUCGAACUUAUGUUGCCGGUGGAGGUGAAAAAUUUAAAAGACUUCAAUAUCAUGACAUUGCAGACGGUAAACGAGUUCAAGUGAAAGAUCGAACACCCCCUAGAUUACCACCUGUUCGACGUAAUGACAUUGAAGGACGAGCAUUGAAAUUAUCUCGAUCUGAAAAUGUUAUUAUUUAUGUCUAUCGAAAUGGUGAUCCUUUAACAUUACCUUCAAAAAUUCUUUUGGUCAAACCAACAUUACAAAACUGGGAAUCAGUUCUUGAUGAAAUUACUAGAAAAGUAUCGCUUAAUUAUUCAGCUGUAUUCAAAUUAUAUGCAAUGAAUGGAGAAUUAAUAACAUCAGCUCAACAACUUGAAUACAACGGCAUGUAUGUUGCAGCAGGAAAAGAACGUUUUAAACGUAUUGAAUAUCCUGAUCCAAAAACCUUCAGUCCCAAUUCAUCACCAAAAAUGUCAAGAAAAUCUGAUCGUAUUCAAAUAAAAUUACCUGUGCGACAAAAGAGAGUAGAAGAUUACGAUGAAAAUCGACCGUCAUCCGACAAGGUUCCUCCGAUACAAAAAAGAUAUACAAAAUCGGAUGGAACAAACACACAUACAGCAACAACAGCGGAUUCUCAUGGAAGUUAUGAGCACGGUGGACGUCGACGACCUGUUCGAGAAGAAUAUGACUUUUUUAAUAACAAACCGCAUCAACCUCGACGUGGUCCAGCCAAAGAAACAGAUCUCGAUCGAGAUGAUGGUGGCAUUUAUAAAGGUCGUUUAAAUCAUCGUGAUCGUGCACGUGAAAUUGAUGAGACACGCGAUACUAAAGUUGAUUUACCUGUGGAUCAUCGAGAAGUUGAAACGAUUGAAGAAGAAAAUGUUUACGGAAAUGGAGGAAGAAAACCUCGUCGGCCACAACAACCACAAACGCAAUCAAAGACUAAUCAUGCUGUUGCCAAUUCACGUCAACGUUCACCACCAGUACGAUCAGUAAAGUCUCCACCAAAGACUUAUGAUAACGAUGAUGAUGAUAAUAACCAUAACAAUAAAUUUGGAAAAACUAAUGGUCAUCAUCGUAGCAAUAAUCAUCAUAAAAUGAAUACUAAUGGUUAUGACAAUGGUUAUCAUCAUGAUACACCUCCAAUAUCAUCACAAAUAGAUGAUGAUUUAGAUGAACAACAAUCUAAUUUAUUAAAUACAAAGACUAACCAAGAAGAUGAAGAACAUGCUGCUACUGUUAUUCAAUCUCGUGUUCGUGGUUAUCUUACUCGUAAACACGCUCCUCAUGAAAAAUCUGAGAAUACUGACCAAACAACUAAUAAUCAUGAGGAACAGGAAAAUACUGAACAAUUAACUAAUAAUCGUGAGGAACAAGAAAAUACUGAACAAUUAACUUAUAAUCAUGAGAAGCAACAAAAUACUGACCAAUUAAUCAUUAACCAAGAUCAACAACAACAACAAGAAAAGGAGGCACUUAAAAAUGAAAAUGAUACACUAAAUCAACGCGAUCACUCACCAAAAACAAACAAGGAGCAUCAUCAUGAUGACGAUGACAAUGUUUAA